Messenger RNA from Penicillium crustosum, 1098 nucleotides. Its product is annotated as MBL fold metallo-hydrolase. NCBI's taxonomy places the organism in Eukaryota, Fungi, Ascomycota, Eurotiomycetes, Eurotiales, Aspergillaceae. The record is from RefSeq and is a predicted model, not a curated record. The transcript has a single exon. The coding region runs from base 1 to 1098 and encodes 365 amino acids.
AUGCAAUUCCCUCCUGGCUCUACAGUGGAAGUUUCGGUCAUCGACACAACUACAUACCUGACCAAUAUCAAGGGAAAUAUUGUCGUCGACCCCGUCUAUCCUGGCUACGAGAUUCUUAAGAUACCCAGCUUUUCUUUCCUCAUUCAUCAUCCGCCCUCUGGUAGCCAUGUGCUAUUCGAUCUCGGGCUACGCAAGAACUGGCGUACACAUUUGAGCCCGCACCUUCUCAAGGAAAUUCUUGCCGCGCCCUACGACAUCCACUGUACCAAGGACGUGGCCGAUAUACUCGCAGAGCACAAUAUAUCCCCCGAUAUGAUAGACACGGUCAUAUUCAGUCACCAUCACUGGGACCACGUCGGGGAUACCACACGCUUUCCCAGCUCAACGCGGAUUAUGACGGGCCCCGGAUACAAGGCCAAAUAUCUCCCUGGCUGGCCAAUCGACCCGGCAGCAACUGAAACAACCUCAGACCUCUAUGCAGACCGAGAACUCAUUGAAAUCAACUUUGAAGACCGAUCAUCUUCUUUGAAUAUCCAUGGCUAUCAGGCAUACGACUACUUCGGAGACGGUAGCUUCUAUCUUCUCAACGCACCUGGUCAUACGACCGGGCAUCUCAACGCAUUAGUGCGCACCACCAGCGCAUCCCCUGGCAGUGAUGACACUUUUAUCCUUCUCGGUGCCGACACUGCCCAUCAUUGUAGUGUGUUGCGACCCUCGGCCUAUUGCCCGCUUCCAGGGAUUCUCCGUCCUGCGCCCGCUAGUCAGGACACGGAGAGUUCUUGCUCCAGCAAAAAGUAUCUCGGUUCCCAUAGAGUCUUUGCAAAGGAACGUGAUGCGGCUAGUACAAUUAGCUUUUGCCAAAUUCCCGAGCCGAAUCCGUAUGACGAGGAUAUUGAGGUGGCUCGACAGUCGCUCGACAAGUUGGUUCCUCUUGACGGGACUGACAAUGUUUUUACUAUAUUUUCCCAUGAUGAUACCUUGGCCGAUGUCAUCGAUUUCUUUCCCGGGAUGGCAAAUGAAUGGAAGGCCAAAGAAUGGAAGGCAAGGGGACAUUGGAAAUUUUUGGCACCACUGCGAUUGACCGAAAGCAUUGAAUAA